Messenger RNA from Colletotrichum destructivum, 252 nucleotides. RefSeq lists its product as uncharacterized. The transcript is spliced from 2 exons. Bases 1 to 252 code for a protein of 83 amino acids. The record is from RefSeq and is a predicted model, not a curated record. NCBI's taxonomy places the organism in Eukaryota, Fungi, Ascomycota, Sordariomycetes, Glomerellales, Glomerellaceae.
AUGAAGUUGCCCAACAUCGUCCUUGUCUCGGGCUUCUUGCUCUCUGCCAGUGCAAGCCCCAUCCCAAGCCGCCACGACGCCGCGGAUGCCGACCUGGCUUACAACAUGCCUUCUGCCGCUGCCCGCAGCGAGGUGGACGCUGAUAUGGCUUACAACAAACCUUCCGCCAUUGCCCGAGCGGAUGUAGACGCCGAUCUGGCCUACAACAAGCCUUCUGCCAUUGCCCGGGAUGAGGUCGCCGCCCUGGCUUAA